Molecule: messenger RNA, 1812 nt
Organism: Sclerotinia borealis F-4128
Lineage: Eukaryota; Fungi; Ascomycota; Leotiomycetes; Helotiales; Sclerotiniaceae
Source: the annotation of a GenBank genome assembly
AUGACAACUUCGUCACCUAUAAAUAUUGCCACACCAACUUCAAACGCUUCGUCAUCGCCAUUACCUCCGAUAUCUCAAGGAAAUCAAAGAAAUCCCAAUUAUAUCGACCUCGAUUCACAUUAUUCUGCAAGAAUCAUGACCACCGGUACGAGAUAUGAAGAUAAUAUGAGUCGCUCACCACACCAGUCAUUUGCAGUAGCCAAACCCAUUUCUAUGAACAACCCAAAUAGAAAUAAUGAUCGUCCUCGUCGUGAAAGUUUGGCAGGUAGCCUUGUUGGAGCUAUGAGUUGGGGAGGCGUUUCUGUUGGAAGCUGGAUUCGAGAUGAUAUCAUUAUGGCCGGCACAUCACCAUUUGUUCCAUCUCAAUCGUCGGCAUAUAAUUCUUUUUCAUAUCUUCCCAAGCUCGAAGCUCAAUUUAUGAAAGACUUCCACUGUUGUGGUCUCAUACUAGCAACACUACAUGACCUUUUACUUCAUUACGAAGAGUCUCAUGCGCAGCAGACCCCAGCAUCACUUCGAAACAAUUCAUCCAUUGUACGAGCUCGCGAGAACUCAACACCCAACGGUAGAGCAGCUAUUGCAGCACAAACCACAUCCGCCGUACAACAUCAUGCUCAGCAGCAUCAAAACCAGCCAUCACAACAGCCUCGGCUUUCGGGUUUACAGAUGCCACAAGCCGGUGCAAGCGUAGGAGGUAUCCAAUUGAUGCGCCAACAGCAACGCUCACAACCAGCUACUCCUAUACAAAAAAACAGUCAAGGUGCUACCGAUGAGAUGGACGGAGUUGAGGAUAUGGAAAUGGACGACGCUAUCGGACCUAUGGAUUCAACUUCGGAUACACCGGUUCAAGCAUCACAUAAUCAUCAACCUGUACAGGCAGCACAACAGUCUAGGUUCGGUCAGCAACCAAGACCCACCAUUAAUCUUAACUCUACCAUGCAACACUCUGGUCUCCGAGCAUCCCAGCCACCUACUCCCGCAGCUUCCUCCUUUGGAUUCCAAAAUAACCCGACUGUCUCUUCUGUUAAUACCCCUACUUUGACGGCACAACCCACACAGCAAUCACAGACAUUUCCUCCAGAUCUCUUGGCUCCCAAUUCGCCCACGGAAUUGGAAUCAGAUUAUAUCAACAUGUCUUUGAAUAUGAACAUGGGAAACCGAAAUAUGAACAUGAAUAAUGUCGCUUACCCUUUCAAUUACGGUGGAGUGAACGAUUUAGGCUUGGACCUUUGUAUCGACGAACCCGCCAAGCGUCUCUACAGUCCUAAUGGUGGUGGUUUCAAUAGCCAGAGAGCUCUUCAACAACAAUUUGCACAGUUUGGUUUAGGACAGGGACAAUUCGCAAAUAACGCAGAUUUGAUGAGAGCAUACCAGCAACAGCAAUUGAUGGCAAGCAUGAAUGGCAUGGACUCUACAGGAUUAAUGAUGGGAGAAGAGCACAAGCCAUUUAGAUGCCCUGUCAUUGGAUGUGAAAAGGCCUACAAAAAUCAAAAUGGUCUCAAGUAUCACAAGACACACGGUCACCAAACUCAGCAAUUGCACGAAAACGGCGAUGGUACAUUCUCAAUUGUCAAUCCAGAAACUUCCAUUCCCUACUCAGGUAACGAGGGCAUGGAAAGAGAGAAGCCAUACAAGUGUGAUUUCUGCGGCAAGAGAUAUAAGAAUUUGAAUGGUCUCAAAUAUCACAAACAACAUUCAACCCCCUGCGACCCCGAUCUCAAAUUGAAUAACCAUUUAGCAUCUGUUGGAUUGGGUGGUAUCGGAGUUCCCAUGACAGGUUUACCUGGUAUUGGUGAAGAAAGCAUGAUGUGA